Molecule: messenger RNA, 2210 nt
Organism: Beta vulgaris subsp. vulgaris (sugar beet)
Lineage: Eukaryota; Viridiplantae; Streptophyta; Magnoliopsida; Caryophyllales; Amaranthaceae
Product: probable protein arginine N-methyltransferase 3
Exons: 7
Coding region: 112-2001 (629 amino acids)
Biological process (GO): peptidyl-arginine methylation
Molecular function (GO): protein-arginine N-methyltransferase activity
Source: RefSeq, a predicted model, not a curated record
ACGUGGUGUGACUUGUCUUGACUCUUGACUAGGGUUUUUGAAAGGGUUUAGAACUCUUCUUCAUACUUGUAGUUUCUUCCAACUUCCCAGCAUACCUAAUUUCCAAUUUCAAUGGCGUCAAAUCGGGAAAAAGACCCCAAACUCGAAGAUUCAGAUUUAGACAUUGAUGAAGAUGACCAAAAAUUCGAAGUUGAUGAAGAUUGGGAUGAAUGGAACGCAGAUGAAAACGAGGAAAACGAUGAAGAAGAUUCCCAAUUCAAGUGUUUGUUCUGUAAUUUCAACUUCAAUUCUUCCGAUUCCUUGCUGCAACAUUGUAGUUCAAUUCACCAUUUUGAUUUUUCUGGGUUAAAGAAGAAUUUAUGUUUGGAUUUUUAUGGCUGCUUCAAGCUUGUUAACUACAUCAGGGUUAUGGUAGCACAAAACACUUGUUGGAGCUGUGGGUAUCAGUGUAGGUCUGAUCAAGAGCUACUUUUACAUCUUCAUGAGACAAAAUUUUCUGAGGAGUUGAAGCUUUUGUGGGAUGAUGACAAAUAUCUCCAACCAUUUAUGGAAGGGGAUUCCCUACUCUAUUGCUUUGAUCAAGAUGAAGAUUUUGAAGAAGAUGAGUGUAUGCCGUCAAUUGAUGAGGAGGAACUAUCACGGAUAAUGGAAGAUGCACGGCAUUUUGAUAAACUGAUGGUAGAUGCUGGUGUCUCUGGCCCCAUCGUUUCAAAUAUGGAAGCAAAGGAAGUCUUGGCUUCUACUUCUAUUGUUAGCUCGUCUAGUGAAGUAAUGGUGAAUGGGGUUGAUGUUGCACGUAAUUUUCCUGUUAAAAAGGAAAAUGGCCUGCCUUAUAGAGUUCUUAAUAGUGUUGCAGCAUCAGAAGUCAAGAAAGUUAACAAAAGUUAUUUUGAAUCCUAUAGCUCCUUUGGAAUCCAUCGGGAGAUGUUAAGCGACAAGGUUAGAAUGGAUGCGUAUAGUCAAGCUAUAUUGAAAAACCCAUCCCUUUUUAGGGGUGCUUCUGUGAUGGAUGUUGGUUGUGGGACUGGCAUACUUAGCCUUUUUGCAGCCCAGGCAGGGGCUUCAAGAGUUAUUGCAGUGGAUGCGAGUGAGAAGAUGUCUGCUGUGGCUGCUCAGAUUGCGAAAGACAAUGGCUUUCUAUGGAGUGGGAGCGUUUGCAAAGGGAUUAAGCAGAGUACUGGUGUAGUUGAAGUUGUCAAUGGUAUGAUUGAGGACCUUGAGAGGUCAAUAUCUAUUGAACCGCACACUCUAGAUGUCUUACUGAGUGAAUGGAUGGGAUACUGUUUGCUUUAUGAAUCAAUGCUCAGCUCUGUAAUUUUUGCACGAGAUCGAUGGCUGAAACCUGGGGGUGCUGUGCUGCCAGAUACAGCAACGAUGUAUGCUGCAGGUUUUGGAAGAGGUAGUACCAGUCUUCCCUUCUGGGAAAAUGUUUACGGUAUAGACAUGUCUUCUGUUGGUAAGGAACUUGUUAAAGAUGCUGCUGAGUUUCCUAUAGUUGAUGUUGUCGACAGCCAUGAUAUAGUCACUAAGACUGCUGUUCUGAAGAACUUUGAUUUGACAACCAUGAAAAUUGAGGACAUGGAUUUUACUGCUCGCAUCGAGCUGCAACCAGAGUUGGGUAGUGUCACUGAAUCAAGUGAUUUGAAAUGCAGAUCAACAUGGUGUCAUGGAGUUGUUUUAUGGUUUGAUACUGGUUUCACAAGCAGGUUUUGCAAAGAAAUGCCUGCUAACUUAUCCACAUCACCUUACACGCUGAAGACACAUUGGUCCCAGACAAUUUUCACUUUUAGAGAACCCAUAGCACUUCCAUCCGGAAAAUUUGAUGCAAAAACAUCAGCUGGCGUUGGAAGUGGUUCCUGCCCAGCCUCAAAGAUUGAGUUACGCAUUAGUAUUGCCCGUGCACCGCAGCACCGGGCCAUUGACAUAUCAAUGGAGACUGCAGCUGUCGGCCAUGAUUGUCGAAGGCGAGCUUGGCCUGUACAAAUUUUCAACCUCUCUUAGAAGCAUACUUGUCUGCCGUCCUGUAGUAUAUCUCCACUCUCACUUCUUGUUAUUGGUGUAUCAGUUGCGUGAUUGAUAGUAGUAGUCUUUUUUGUGUCUUUAAACACUUUGUAGCGAGUGGUAGCCCGCCUCUUCUUUGGGCAUCAGCAAAUUUUGUUUUCUUGAUUUAAUUUAAGCUAUAUUAAAAAUUUUGUCCAUUCAUUUGAAAA